AUGAACCAAAGCGUCGUGAUAAUACCAUUCGACGAAAAUGAAGUGGAUGAUGUCGCCCCACGUCCUGUAUCAUCCAGCAAUCCAGAUGUAGACUUCGUAGACGGGGCGCUGUUGAGGCUCGACGCCUAUAAAGCAGUCUGGUCCAGAUGCGCAUCUCGAAUACGCGGUAUACUAGAUAAACUCUAUGCACCUGUCGUGCAAGACGUUUCUCGGUUCCUGCUCGACGAUCGACCGAGGGACGACUCAGCACUGCAGCUGGAGGUCGAGAUCCCCACUGCACUUCUCAUCUCCACAGAUCAAUCGACCAUCUCCGUCGCGCUUUGGAAAGCACUUGACCCGCUUCUUUCUGAGGAGAAUGAUAGCUCUUCAGUUGGGGAUGGGGAGCUGGGUUUACCAAGAGGUGUCGUCGUGCGCCUAGCCGCGCGUGCCUGUUCAACUUUGGCAUCGACACUCAAGAUCGUUACCAAGAGUCUGGCGACACAGCUCGGGCGUUAUAUCUCAAAUAGUACGCAAGAUGCAGAAGAAGUAGAGGACAUGAGAGGUGUCGCAGCACUGUAUCAGAGAGCUUUCGGAGAUGCAUCCGACACGCACAAACCCCACAUUAUUCUUACUUUAGAGGAAAUUGAGUCCUUCGACCCUCUCAUCCUACAAGACCUACUCGAACUACUGGCUUACUACGCUCCCCGCUUGCCAUUCCGGCUGCUCUUUACCCUCUCGACCACCGCGGGGUACUUGCAGACUGCGAUGCCCCGGGCGGCUCUAAUUGGCCUGAAGACGGAGUGCUUCCAAGCGCCGACGGGUGAGGUUGUUUCAGAGCACCUUAUUCGCGGGCUAUACUUCGACCCCUCCUUCGAGCCACUCAUCGCACUUGGUCCAAUUGGCAUCCAUGCCCUUCGAGAGCUUAGCACACUGUACGCCACCCCGGCUGCGGGCCUCACAUCCGCACUGCAAGUGAUGCAUAUGUACCACUUCUACGAUCCGCGAGCCGUGCUCUCCCUUCCCGCGUUGGGAGAAAACGAGGGAGAUGGAGAGGUCCUAUUUGAGGGGAGGGAGAACUGGGCUGAUUACGUUCGAGCCGCGCUUUCAGGAAGGGACGAAACGUUAUUCGCUCUGGAACCGCAGGGCCGGCUCAAGAGGUCCUACCGGUCUCUCUAUCUAGGUGAUACUGAAGACCUUGCUGGCCUUGUCGCCGUUGCGAGAGGAAAUUUUCAUGAGAUGACCAGAAGGACGCGGAGUGCUGUGAUGGUUCUCCUGGCGAUCAGAGAACAUUGUGCAACUCUGGGACUGAGGGUGUGGGAGCCAAGGAUGCGGACGCUGGAUGUGUACCAGGCCGCUUUAGAAGGUCGCCUGAGGGAUGUGGUUAAUAAUGCUGUCACACUCGUGAAGCGCAUGGAGUUCCAGCAACUUCAGGACUUGCUCGAAGUACUACAUACCACAUGUGACGGGUGGCCCCAGCAUGUGCGGCGGGAAGAAAAAGAGCUCAGACAGGAUAUUGUCGUGUUCAAGAAUCUUGGUGAGGACGAGGAGGCGUUGGCAGAUUUUGGUGUGAAGCUGGAGGAGUAUUUUAAGGCUCGGCUGGUCAAGAUGUCUGAUCUUGCGUUGUAUGAUGCUUUGUGUCUGGACGGCGUUGUUGACUAUGCCAUGGAUCUCAUUAACCCAACCGCCCGAUCUGGAAUCACAGCAGCCCUUAUGCAGCCCAUGACCUGGCUCGAAGCGAAGCUCGAGCUCCCUGAACACGAGGCAGGGACAACCAAGGCACAAGAAGCGGAGUUGGUCACAUAUCCGGACGCGAGCAUCUUGUUCCUUCGUUCACUUGAGGCUGGGAAGAAGAUCAACCUCCUGGACUGGUUUGAGUCGUUUUCCAUGGCUGUCGAGAAGGAAGCAGAGCACUUCACAAAGCAGGAGGAAACCCCCUCGCCCAGAAAACGUAGGAGGGCAAAGGUGAAUGGCAAGCAGGUCAACGGCCCACGCGCCAGCGGCAAGUCGGCAGAGGAAGAAGCAGAGGAGCGUGAACAAGAACUGCAGGUGCGAUUCGUCCGUUCUGUCCAAGAGCUGGAAUACGUGGGAAUUUUGAAGCAUUCCGCUCGCAGAACAGAUUUCGCUGUUCGGACACUUUUUGAGACUGUUGAUUGA
This is a messenger RNA of Dacryopinax primogenitus, 2133 nucleotides long. RefSeq lists its product as uncharacterized. The record is from RefSeq and is a predicted model, not a curated record. Gene Ontology annotation, molecular function: DNA replication origin binding. Gene Ontology annotation, cellular component: DNA replication preinitiation complex; nuclear origin of replication recognition complex; nuclear pre-replicative complex. The transcript has 8 exons. Gene Ontology annotation, biological process: DNA replication initiation; DNA replication. The coding region runs from base 1 to 2133 and encodes 710 amino acids. NCBI's taxonomy places the organism in Eukaryota, Fungi, Basidiomycota, Dacrymycetes, Dacrymycetales, Dacrymycetaceae.